AUGCCAGUCACAGUUCAGUGUGUAUCUACUGUAAGCGGCAUAGUUCACCUUCGUGGCCACGAAUUCCUGCAGCACACCGGUCCCGGCUCACCCAACUCAACGUGGUCCAACCAAGAGGUGCAUCUCUCUCUCUCCCGAUCGUACAGCCACGCUCUCACAGGAUGUGAUCCCUGUACUCGGAGUUUGAUUCGAGUCAAGACAGCGGAAAUAAACGCCGAGCAAAUCGCAUAUGCAGGUGCGUUAAACGCUAUCCAGCUCAUGUGCAGCAAUAGAUUCUAUGCGGAAACGGUCCUAUUCCAAUCCAUGCUCACGUUGAAUCAACAGCUCCGUACCCUGUUCGGUGUUACGAAACUCAAUUGCCGUGGCACAUUCCUAUGCCUUUCUGCCUCUUUCUCUACACAACUCCUCGCGACUGAACCACCCACUGCGUUAGGCUCGACGCCGACUGCUGGUUUCCCUAAUAAAAAAAAUCCAGCACACGCUCUUAUUACUCCGAAUGUUGCGCUAUCUCAUCACAGUCCAAUCAUGGACUAUCAAAUGAAAUGGAACGUCUUUUGUUUUAUAUUCUAA
This is a messenger RNA of Pieris macdunnoughi, 570 nucleotides long. The record is from the annotation of a GenBank genome assembly. Lineage: Eukaryota; Metazoa; Arthropoda; Insecta; Lepidoptera; Pieridae.